AUGCUGUUUGUCAUCAAAGCGUCGCUCACACUCGGUGUGUUCAGAAGGCCGAAAACAAUAGGGAGUCCACUAGGUUGCGAGAAAGUAUGCUCAUGUGAAAAUGGUGGCACGUGUGAUCGUCUCACUGGUCAGUGCAAAUGCCCUCCAGGAUUCACUGGUUUAACAUGCAAUCAAGUUUGUCCGGAAGGCCGUUGGGGUCCCGGAUGCAAAGACAAGUGUCGCUGUGCUAAUGGAGCUCAUUGUGACCCAGCGACUGGAGAGUGCAAGUAA
This is a messenger RNA of Cooperia oncophora, 270 nucleotides long. Lineage: Eukaryota; Metazoa; Nematoda; Chromadorea; Rhabditida; Trichostrongylidae. The record is from the annotation of a GenBank genome assembly.